AUGAUCUCAUCAACUGGACGAGGCUUCGUCAAUCUUGAUGGUUCGAACGGCACGAGUUCGCGUCGAAAUCCGUUCGUUGCUGUCAAAACAGGCGGCUCGCCACCAUUAAUAUCGACACCAAUUUCGUCGAGAGUUCGUGGCGAGAAGCUGGUGAACUAUAUGGAAGGCUCGCCGCCGUCAUCAUCAGCCUCGUUGCCGCCGACACCGUGA
This is a messenger RNA of Caenorhabditis bovis, 210 nucleotides long. The record is from the annotation of a GenBank genome assembly. Lineage: Eukaryota; Metazoa; Nematoda; Chromadorea; Rhabditida; Rhabditidae.